Musca domestica (house fly) is the source of this 3185-nucleotide messenger RNA. It is a transcript of the gene ZnT49B, whose product is annotated as proton-coupled zinc antiporter SLC30A9, mitochondrial. The transcript is spliced from 10 exons. The record is from RefSeq and is a predicted model, not a curated record. Gene Ontology annotation, biological process: zinc ion transport; transmembrane transport. Bases 559 to 2745 code for a protein of 728 amino acids. Gene Ontology annotation, cellular component: membrane. Gene Ontology annotation, molecular function: monoatomic cation transmembrane transporter activity. Lineage: Eukaryota; Metazoa; Arthropoda; Insecta; Diptera; Muscidae.
GUUGUUUUGCUUGAAAAUUGGUUGGUUGAAACAUUCAAAAGUUUGUGUGGAAUUAGCUUGGAAAGCAAUUUAAAUUUCGUAAUUUAUUUAAAUCCCACAAAGUUGCAAUUACUUUUCACAUUAUUUCUUUUGAAUCAUGUACAAAUUCCAAUUGAUAUAGGGCCGAAGUAAAUUAAACAUUGGGGUGUUUGUUUUAAAACAAAAAAAUCAACGAAUUAUGACGUAGUCGUGAUAGAUGGUGCAAAACUACAAAAUUUUCCAUUAUAGUUGAAGGCGAUCAAAAAAUUAUUAUACAAGAUUUCUAUUAAAGGUGAUAUUUUUCACCGCCAAAUCAAAGGAAGUCUAUAGAGUAGCGCAUAUUAUUCAUUUAUCCGGAAUACAGUUUAUUUGAACUUUUGCACUCGGGUAACCUACGUGCAAAAUUUAUUUUUAGCACAGCCCGUAAUCAAACUUACCUACAGACGACAACGACGAUUGCCGUGCGGUUUUGGGGAUAAACAAAAACAAUUGCAACAAGGUCUUAAGUGUCACUUCUUUUGAUCAUGGAGGCAUAUGUAAAUGUGUGACUUGUUGCUUCAUUUCAGUUUCACUACUGCUUGGCUUUACAGCAUUUUGGUGUUUGUCAAAAUGCUUCCCAGAGGCAUUGAAUUGGUAAAAAUUUUGCAUACUAAACAGAAUAUAUUGAACCUUAGAACUGUGUGUCAUUUUCGUAAACAAUUAUGGCCCGGUUACCGGGAGCUCGACUCUCCGAAAGCCAUCAAAAAUAUAUACUUCGCACAAAGACUGUAUGCGUCGAAAGAUAAGGUCAUUGCAUCCCCGCCCGCUACCACACAAACAUCAGCAGCUGCAGCAUCACCACAAACGACAAAAACCAAAACAACCACAAAGACAGCCACAGAGCCGAAAUCUGCGAAAGAAAAAUCGGACGAAACGCCAACAAAAGAUGGAAAAUCGUCUAAAGGAUCUGUGGCCGCACAAACCAAAAAAUAUGAAAUUGAAACAUCCAAAGGCAUACUAUCCAUUACAACCACCAUAGAGGAUUCGAAAAUAAACGACAUUGUAUUUGAAAAAUCAAAAGUGGCCAAAGAUACCACCACAUCAAAAGAGACUGUAAAAUCUGCUGCAUCACCACCUCCAACGGCAGAUGAAAUUAUGAAUAAGGCAGCCAAGGGGGCUGCUAAUGUGACAGAGGCUAAAAUUGAUGCAGCAAAAUUGGAUGCUGCCACCAAAAAAAUGUUGGCAACAAAAGCGGCCGAGGCAAGCAGUGGUAAAAUACUUAGCAUUGACAUGACCGCGACAUCACAAGCUGCAACUAUAGCACCUGCGGCAACGGCGGAAUCAUCUACUCCUACACCAAUACCUGAAGUUAAGCCAAAACCGAAACGGGCUAAAAUGGAUUACAAUCGUUCUUCAUUGGAACGUAAUUUUAUUACCCCAGCUCGUGCCAUGAGUGAUUUUUUGCUGAAAGCCUCCGAUUUGGAAACAUUGCCCAAAAUCAAACGACGUUCACCAUAUGAACAGGAGCCACCGAUAACUGUGUUUUGGCGCAAAGACGUUGAAGCCAAGGCCAUUAAUAUUUGGGGAACAAAGGAGAAUCUCAUUAAAGAGUGCCUGAAACGUGAAGUGGAACGUAAAAAACAUCAGCAAAAUAUUUUUACUGUAAAAAGAAGGCUUCGAGACUAUAGAAGAGAAAUUGGCUCAAGAACGGCAGUGUAUGAUGAUGAGCCUGGACUAAAAGGGAAAUCGGGAAAAGUUGUUCUAAUUGCCAUUGGCAUCAAUGGAUUAAACUUUCUUUUCAAGGUUGGUGGCUGGUUGUAUUCAGGUUCUCACAGUAUGUUUGCCGAAGCCAUACAUUCAUUGGCAGAUACGAUAAAUCAACUGAUCUUGGCCUAUGGCAUACAUAAAUCUACACAAAUGGCCGAUUCAGAUCAUCCUUAUGGUUAUGCCAAUAUGAAAUAUGUUUCUUCGCUUAUAUCAGGUGUUGGUAUAUUUUGCGUAGGUACUGGUUUGUCAUUCUAUCAUGGUAUAACGGGCUUGAUGAAUCCCGAACCCAUGGAAGACUUCUUUUGGGCAUUUUUCAUAUUGGGUGGUUCGUUAGUUUCGGAGGGUGCCACACUUCUGGUGGCCAUGAAUGAAGUGCGGCGUUCGGCGAAAUUAAAAGGCAUAUCCUUUAAGGAAUAUGUUCUUACUGGCAAGGAUCCCUGUGUAAAUGUAGUAUUAACAGAAGAUGCUGCAGCUGUGGCCAGUGUGGCUGUAGCUGCCGGUUGUAUGGGUCUAUCUACCAUAACCGGUUCACCCAUAUAUGAUGCAGUUGGUUCUCUUCUGGUGGGUAGUAUAUUAGGAGCUGUGGCCUCAUUCAUCAUCUACACCAACGUGGCGGCUUUGGUGGGAAAAUCCAUACCUCAUGAACACUUGGAACGCAUUAAUGGCGAACUUGAAAGUGAUGUUAUGAUUAGAGCGAUCCAUGAUGUCAAGGGUAUUGAUAUGGGAAAUUCAUUGGUAAGAUAUAAGGCUGAAAUGGAUUUUGAUGGCAGAGAAUUGACACGAUCUUAUUUGGAUAAACAAGAUCUCAACGAAUUGCUAAAGGUUGUCAAGUCAUUCCAAUCAACCGAAGAAUUGGAACAAUUCUUAUUAAAUCAUGGAGAAAAUAUUGUCGAUUUAAUGGGCGGUGAAAUCGAUCGCAUUGAAAUGAAGCUUAGGAAAAAAUUCCCUGAAAUCCGUCACUGUGAUUUGGAGAUACUUUAAGCUAUUUAUAAUAUUUUGUAAACUCCUACAGAGUUUACAAUUUACGGCUCCUUAGCAUUAUUUAUCUAUCAAUGGCUGUAAGCGUAGAGUUCUUUAAGAGAAAAACAAAUUUCUGUCUAUACUCCGAGUUUGUGUUCCGAAAUCCUUGUGCGGAAAAAUUUAUAUGAUUUAAAUUAUUGAUAUUUAAACAAAAAGAAAUUGUUGCAUAUACAUAUUUUUGUUUUCUGCUAAAAGAAGUUACAAAUUAUUCUAAUCGAUUUUAAAUUAACUUGCAACUCCACAAGUGCAAGUUAAUUUUAAAAUCUCUAGAUUAUAUAUUUAUUUUACAUUAGAUGUGUUUUUUGUAUAUCUAAAGCUUGAAAAGUUUCAUGUUUGUAUAAAAAAAGAAAAUAAUUUAAUAAACAAAAAAUAAAUAAAUAUAGGAUUAUAUGAAGUUUUAA